AUGGCGCUGCCGCCGUCGAGGAGCGACGGCACGCCGUUCCCGUGCCAGUUGAGUGAGGAAGAGUACAAGGCCAAGCUCACGGGCUCGCAGUACCGCUGCCUGCGCCAGGGCGGCACGGAGGCCUACCGCCGCGGCGAGUUCUGCAACUUCUUCCCCGAGGACGGCUACAUGGCCUGCGGCGCGGCGUGCGACAUCCCGCUCUACAGCGCCAAGUCCAAGUUCGCGGACCCCGGUUGGGACGCCUACGCGUCCUGCUACUGGACGGGCUCCACGUGCCACGUCGGCGUGCGGCCCGACGGCUCGGCGCUCGAGAACUUCUGCAACAACUGCGGCAGCCACCUGGGCCACGUCUUCUUCCGCGACCCCCACUCGCCGGCUCCGACCAAGGAGCGCCACUGAGUCAACAGCUGCUGCACGAAGUACGUCAAGGGCCCGCCGCCGCCGGGCCUCACGGAGAAGGUCGUCUUCGUCCCGUCCAACAUGCAGUCGUUCACCAAGUAA
Molecule: messenger RNA, 501 nt
Organism: Aureococcus anophagefferens
Lineage: Eukaryota; Pelagophyceae; Pelagomonadales; Pelagomonadaceae
Gene: MsrB2
Product: selenoprotein
Exons: 2
Biological process (GO): protein repair; response to oxidative stress
Molecular function (GO): peptide-methionine (R)-S-oxide reductase activity
Source: RefSeq, a predicted model, not a curated record